This is a messenger RNA of Salvelinus namaycush (lake trout), 744 nucleotides long. RefSeq names its product fibroblast growth factor 13-like. Gene Ontology annotation, biological process: positive regulation of protein phosphorylation; positive regulation of cell population proliferation; regulation of cell migration. Gene Ontology annotation, cellular component: cytoplasm. The coding region runs from base 1 to 744 and encodes 247 amino acids. NCBI's taxonomy places the organism in Eukaryota, Metazoa, Chordata, Actinopteri, Salmoniformes, Salmonidae. Gene Ontology annotation, molecular function: fibroblast growth factor receptor binding; growth factor activity. The transcript is spliced from 6 exons. The record is from RefSeq and is a predicted model, not a curated record.
AUGGCUGCAGCGUUAGCCAGCUCCCUUAUUCGGCAGAAAAGGCAGGCGAGGGAGCGGGAGAAAUCGAAUGCCUGCCGCUGCGUUAGCAGUCCGAACAAGACGAAGCCAUGCGAGAAACCGAGCCGGCUGUCUAUGUUCUCUCGGGUCAAACUCUUUGGCUCCAAGAAGAGGAGACGGAGGCGACCAGAACCCCAGUUGAAGGGGAUUGUGACGAAGCUGUACAGUCGACAGGGCUUCCACCUGCAGCUGCAAGCAGAUGGCACCAUCGACGGGACAAAGGAGGAGGACAAUGGCUACACCAUAUUCAACCUCAUUCCAGUGGGGCUUCGAGUGGUGGCCAUCCAGGGAGUUCAGACCAAGCUCUACCUGGCCAUGAACAGCGAGGGCUUCCUGUACACAUCAGAACACUUCACCCCGGAGUGUAAGUUCAAAGAGUCUGUGUUUGAGAACUACUACGUGACCUACUCCUCCAUGAUCUACAGACAGCAGCAGUCUGGUAGGGGCUGGUACCUCGGUCUGAAUAAAGAGGGGGAGAUAAUGAAGGGGAACCACGUGAAGAAGAACAAGCCAGCAGGCCACUUCCUUCCCAAGCCUUUGAAAGUGGCCAUGUACAGGGAGCCCUCUCUCCACGACCUGACAGAGUUCUCACGCUCCGGGAGCGGCACGCCCACCAAGUCCCGGAGCGCCUCGGCCGUGCUCAACGGAGGCAAGACGGUGAAUCAAAACUCCAAACCAACAACCUAA